Molecule: messenger RNA, 456 nt
Organism: Corticium candelabrum
Lineage: Eukaryota; Metazoa; Porifera; Homoscleromorpha; Homosclerophorida; Plakinidae
Product: thioredoxin, mitochondrial-like
Exons: 3
Coding region: 18-416 (132 amino acids)
Cellular component (GO): cytoplasm
Molecular function (GO): protein-disulfide reductase activity
Source: RefSeq, a predicted model, not a curated record
CGGUGUUAACGCACGCUAUGGCUCUUCUUUCUAGAGCCGUUUUGGCUGCUCAGCUGCGACGUGUUGUAGCUUGUUUGUAUACGAGCCCUCGUCGUUUGUUUGACGUUAAAGACGAAGACGACUUUAAGAAGCGUGUUCUCGAGUCAACUAAGCCUGUUGUUGUGGACUUCCAUGCAGACUGGUGUAAUCCUUGCCGAAUUUUGGGGCCACGACUUACUGAAUGUUUGCAAGACUACAAUGGAGCUAUUGAGCUUGCCAAAGUAAACGUUGAUGAUCUACCUGACCUGGCUAUGGAGUAUGGGGCAUCUUCUAUUCCUUUGGUGAUUGGAAUGCGUGAUGGGAAAGUUGUGGAUCAGUUUGUCGGAGCUCAAGAUGUUGUGAAAAUUAAAGAAUUUUUGUCUAAAGUUGAAAAAUAACAGACUAACAUUUUGACAAUAAAACAGCAGACCGUUAAAU